Gavia stellata (red-throated loon) is the source of this 501-nucleotide messenger RNA. RefSeq names its product CMT1A duplicated region transcript 4 protein homolog. NCBI's taxonomy places the organism in Eukaryota, Metazoa, Chordata, Aves, Gaviiformes, Gaviidae. The transcript is spliced from 3 exons. Bases 1 to 501 code for a protein of 166 amino acids. The record is from RefSeq and is a predicted model, not a curated record.
AUGGAUGUUUUUUUAAAGGAGAUCCUGGAGCCUUCAGAGCAAGACACAUUUGACCACUUGACACGGAUGGAAACACCUUCUAUCAACACCUUCAGGAGCCCGUGCACAGAGUAUGCCCUGCCUUCGGUCAACAUGGGUCUGCCUGGCCACCUCAUCCAGUGCCACCGCCCACAGCCUGCCUACACCACUCACACAGCCCCUGUGGUCAAGAUGCUCGUUGAGCAGGAUGAGCGCAGAAAGGCUGCAUCCAACCACCCAGCAGAGACAGAGCCAAACAGACGGCCUCAAGAAGCUGAAGCUGGUUUUGAGGAGGAAACCCAAGUGCUGUCAAAGCUGAAUGGAGGUAUCACGACCCCCGGGACUGGGAAGGACUCUGUAGGAAUGUCCACGCCUGAGAGCAGUUUGCCAUCACCAAGUGUUUGCAAUAGGGUUAUUUUUGCAAGAAAACCUCCCUUGCGUGUGCUACGGUGUAGUUCCCUGGCACAUUCCAGCAAGAAAUGA